Messenger RNA from Porites evermanni, 4325 nucleotides. The record is from the annotation of a GenBank genome assembly. NCBI's taxonomy places the organism in Eukaryota, Metazoa, Cnidaria, Anthozoa, Scleractinia, Poritidae.
AUGGUUACUUUUUGUGGCAGGAAAGGGCCAUGCAAACAAGACAGUAAAUGGUCUGUUUUGGUUUGUAUCUGUGCCACUAUCUCUCAAGCCUUGUUGAUGGGCAUCGCGCAAGAUUUCGGUGUCUUUUUGCCGGUGAUUAUGAAUGAGUUCUACUCUAGCAGAGAACACACAGGUAUUGGACUUGCUUUCAUUUAUUACGAUUGAAGAGGACACCGCGUAGUAUAUGUUUAUAUCUUUGUCAAUUUAAAUGAAUUUGAUGGUGAUUUAUAAAUUUUAAAGAUUACCACAUUAUCUGAUCUACGUUGCAAUCGCCUUACCGUUCGGUUCGUAACGCAGGCUUUCCAGUCACAGAUCCGUUAGCGGUAUAUUUUCGUAUGGUUUUGUCCAUAUCUUUAAACAAUAACAAUCUUUCGAUUUUUCUUUAUGAGACAUCAAUGCAAAGUCAAAAGCUUGCCUUGCUUCCAUUAGCACGACUUGAUAUGGCGUGAUUCGGCGCGUGUGCGUCCUAUGUUUCAAAGGGCUCUUUUAAGAAAAAAACUUACGGAAAAGCUUAUUUCUUUAAUUUUCAAAGUGACCAGUCCGGCUGACCAUCAUUGAUUUUUCUCUUUUCUACGUAUACAUAGCUUGGAUAGGUUCUAUAGGAAUUGCCUUGACCUUUUUCCUGUCUCCUCUAACUGGACGGCUGGGUGACCGCUAUGGAUCUCGUCCCAUAAGUAUCGUUGGUGGCUUGUUUUGUUCCUUGGGUCUCAUCCUGACUUCGUUUGUGAGAAAACUCGACCUGUUUUUUGUGACAUAUAGCGUCUUGUUUGGUUUCGGCGUCAGCUGUUGCCGAACGAGUAACUUCUUGAUUGUUACGAAAUACUUCUGGAAGCGUAGAUCUUUGGCAACAGGCAUUGUGACAGCGGGGGCGGGUCUUGGUGUUUUUACCCUCGCCCCUUUAUGUCACCUGCUGAUUGACAAACAUGGACUACAAGGUGCGUAUAGAGUGCUGGGGCUUGUAACGCUUGCGAACUGCAUUCUUCCACUUCCGUACGAUCCCAACAUAAAAGAAGAUGAAGAUCCUGGAAAGAAGAAAGAGACUUUCUACAACCAAGGAGAUUAUAAUCCUGAAGAAUGCACAGCAGAAGCCUCAAGUAAAUGGAGGAAACUCAUCGACUUUUCUGUCUGGAAAGUUCCACUCUUUACUGUUACGGCUGCAUGCAGCACAGCAGUCGGCAUUGUGACAUAUACAGGCCAAUUUCAUUUGGUGAGUAAGGACCUUAAUUCUUUGUAGCCUCCCUUUGUACAUUAGAAGUAGUGGUAGAGGGAUGAAAUUAAGCCCCGUUUUGGCCUUCCCCUGCCUUCCGUAUGCCUUCCCUUUAUCAAUAUGUACAAGUGUCUUCCAGCAUACUAAUUUAGUGCCUUCCGAGUUCCCUUGAUUUCAUAUGCAUAAGAUAAGGGUAAGGGUCAUAAGGGUCGAGUCCAUGAGGUAACCCAUUGUUAUAACCUAGGGAAAAAGUGCUUUCCUCCAUACUAAUAAGACAGCUUCCAAAAAACAACAAUUAAUAUUAAGUAAUACAGAUUGAAGUUAAUAUAUUUUUUUAACAAUUGAACUAAAUUUCUAUUUAGAGACGGACAAUUAGAAAACUUUUCCGGGGGGGGGGCAAAGUACAAAAGACUAUUUUCACUAGUGCAAAUGAGAACUAGGUGAAAAAAAAAUCAUGCGCGUCAAGCAACCCGAACAAAAUAUUCAUUCAAUGACCUAAAAAAAAAUUCAUAUAAGAGAAAUGUCGACGAAAAGAAAAUUCAUGCGGCUGGAAAAUUCCCCGCCCCUCAUAACUUUAUUAAUGGUCGUCAAAAGCUCUAAAAUUUUACCGUCAACCUGUCAAAAUUUGCAAAAUUUAACCGUCAUCCGUCAAAGAGACCCUCAUUUUCGUGGAUACCCUUAUUCCCCGGUAAAUGGUCAAUAUUCACCUCAUGUUGCUUUGUGUGUACAAUUCAGCUUUGUUGGUGUUGAGGCAAAGUGGAAAAAAGUCUGUUUGGUUCUCUCCAAAAUAGUAUUGCAGGUGUAACGAUUUUUCUGAAAGCGGAAACAUUUAUGUUGUAUUUGUUUUUUCUCAUUGUGUUGUAAUGAGGUUUUGCUUUUCAUUGUUACUUUUUUAGGUUCGACAUUGUGAAGACUUGAAUAUAUCCGCUGAUAAAUCUUCUAAGCUCUUAAUGAUAUUUGGUGUUGUCUCUUGCGUGACGCGAGUAACUGCUGGAAGAUUGUGUGACAUUAGAGGGGUUAGAGCUAUUCACGUUUUCCAAAUAGGAGUACUUGUCAUUGGUCUUGCAGUUCUCAUGCUCGGAGUUGCGUCUACUUUUGUCCACUUUGUCUUCAUCAGCGUGUUCUAUGGAAUCGGGGAUGGAAUAAGCGUGACAGUUAGUAAUUUGUUGCUUCUUACAACUGUAGAACCUCAGAAAAGAGCCUCGGCGUUUGGGUUGGCCAACACUCUUAUAUCAAUUUCCAUAGCAACGGGUGCUCCAUUAGCAGGUUGGUACAAGCUUGCGCGGUUUAUUAUUAAUCGCUCCUUUUGGCUUUGUUAGUUGUUAAAUUAAACCCAUUUAAUAAUUAAUAAUAAUAAUUCUAAUAAUGAUAAUAAUUAUUGACACAGUAUAUAUAUAUAUAUAUAUUUUAAUCGAAAGGAAUUUUAAAUAGUGUUUAACUGAAUAGUUUUUUAAGCGAAAUAAAUUAUAAAUAGGAUUUUACAGUUAGCUUUGUUAUCAAUAAAGUUUCCAUUUUUAUAAUAAUAACAAUAUUACAGUAUAUAAUAAUAAUAAUGAUAAUAAUAAUAAUAAUAAUAAUAAUAAUAAUAAUAAUAAUAAUAAUUUGAUUAUCCUCUCCCUUGCCGGGAGAAAUAAUUCAAAUGAAACAUAACAAGGUUAAGAAUCCCAAUGGUAGGACGCAAACCUGUUGCCUAUUUACAGGACAGACGUAGCAAAAGAUUUGAACUCGCGACUACUAAGAACAAAUCCAGUUAGCGGUCAGGGCGGGACUUUGAACUCGGGGCCUCCAAAUUACAAUUUUAGCGCCAUAACCACUCGGCCAAGCUGUCUCCUUUAUUGUUUGAGUUCUCGACGGUAUUUGAACCCAUGACAUAUAACUGAACUCGGGUCUGGAGCGUCCUUUAGUCACUGACCAAUGAAAGAACUACUGAGACCAAUUCCUAAGUCCACAUAUGACGUACGUCAUGUAUGCAGUAACAACCUGCGACCAAGAACAUGUUGUUUUAAGAACCUGUUAGGCUAAAAUUUGCCAGUUAGGCCCCCCUGAUACAAGAACUUUUUUAGCCUUAAAUUUGAAAGAGGUUCUUAUUUUCUGGCAUCUAUAAAAAAAAUCGAUAUAGUUGGCUAAUAAGAUAUAAGUCAAAGUUCACGGUCCUCUUUAAAGACAAAAGUGCUUAAUAGUUCAUAGUACUCCAACUGCACUUGUAGUAUGUCAUGGUAUGUGUAAUCAAAUGGUGACGAGUGAAAUUAUUCCCUAAUUUCACGAGUAUACCAUCUUGAUUACCCAUUAAUAUCAGGGGUGACGAAUUACCUUAGCAAUCUUGGAUUUCUGGUAUGUUUAUUAUCCGGGAUCGUAUCGAUCGAGAACUUCACUCUCUCGAACGUCUGGAGCUUAAAUUGGGCUUUAGUUGAGGAUUUUUGGUCAAGAUACCUGUUAGAAUCCUUCUUUGAUGAGCUCUUUCGUGUGUUCAGGUUUUCUAAAGCGUCUUUUUAUACCCUGGAAUCUUCAUUCAUGACAUUUUAAAACUUCGUCGCCAUCUUGACACUGAGACGUACUAAAGGUUGCCACGGCAAUUUUGUAAUUUCACAUGUGGAAUUACAAAUUAUCGCUGAAAUUUCGCGCCAAAAUUAAGGAGUAGUUCGUCACCUAUGAUAUUAAUAGUAUUACAACUCCCCAAUUAAAACGGACAGUGGAGAUAGUCCCUGUAGUUCUUAAGUGAUCUUCUUUGACUCUUCAUAGGGCGGGCACCUCUCUUCGAAGGACACUUAGUGUGUCCAGUAUUUGCUCAAAAGUACUGAUACGUUUCCGUACGAGAGGGUCCUUCCAGCAGUGGGAGUCAGUUGAAAAUAAUUGACUCAGCAACUGCAGGGACUGACCCUCGAUAUCCGUAUUGCACUCUUGACUCAAUGAAAAACUUUUCUUUGCAGGAUUUAUAGCGGACCAAGCCGGUUCCUAUGUUAUAGCAUUCUAUACCGCUGGAUCAAUGGGCAUUCUGUUUGCAGUUCUGCCUUUCAUUUUACUCUGUGCAAAACAGGAAACCAAUAGAGAGGAAGUAGAUUCAUUAACAGUUAAUACGUGA